Messenger RNA from Apis florea (little honeybee), 583 nucleotides. RefSeq names its product mediator complex subunit 15 (gene MED15). The record is from RefSeq and is a predicted model, not a curated record. Gene Ontology annotation, molecular function: transcription coregulator activity. NCBI's taxonomy places the organism in Eukaryota, Metazoa, Arthropoda, Insecta, Hymenoptera, Apidae. Gene Ontology annotation, biological process: regulation of DNA-templated transcription.
UUAAGGAGGCUAUUUAUCUUUAUAUACUAAUACCUUUAUGUUUCAAACUAUAAAAACAGGCUUUCAGUUAGUGAUAUGUUAGUCGUACUGUUACCGUGAUAAAAGAAGGUUGUGUAAUUGCUUCGAUUGUUGAUUUAAUUAUUGAACAUUAAAAAUGGCAACAGAUGAAAAUUCUUGGAGAACACAAAGUUUUCGACAAAGUGUAAUUGCGAAAAUAGAUGAAGCUGUUCAAAUGUCUGGGAUGCCUACUGCAAAAAACAGUAUUGAAAUGGAAAAUCAUGUUUUCCAAAAAGCAAAAACUAAGGAAGAAUAUCUAGGUUUUGUGGCUAGAUUAAUUCUACAUGUCAGAGAAUUAAAUACUAAAAAAGGUACAGGAGGUAAUGCAUCAGGAGGUACAGCUUGUUCUGGGAAUCAAGGAAUGCCUGAUCCAAUUGGAGCAUUACAAACAUUAGCACGUCAAGGAACUGGAAAUAAUCAAAUGAUGAAUAUGAGUGGACCAGGAUCCAAUCCUCAAGGAAUAAUUCCACAACCACCUACAAACACUGCUACUAAUUGUAAGUAUAUAUUUUUUUCUUCUAUGUAA